Solenopsis invicta (red fire ant) is the source of this 2602-nucleotide messenger RNA. It is a transcript of the gene eIF3b, whose product is annotated as eukaryotic translation initiation factor 3 subunit B. Gene Ontology annotation, biological process: translational initiation. Bases 86 to 2197 code for a protein of 703 amino acids. The transcript is spliced from 11 exons. NCBI's taxonomy places the organism in Eukaryota, Metazoa, Arthropoda, Insecta, Hymenoptera, Formicidae. Gene Ontology annotation, cellular component: eukaryotic translation initiation factor 3 complex. The record is from RefSeq and is a predicted model, not a curated record. Gene Ontology annotation, molecular function: translation initiation factor activity; RNA binding; translation initiation factor binding.
CACCCCCUGCAGUUAGCUGCCAUUUUAAUUCACGCUGCGGCGCGGCACGGACGCGAGCGAAGGAAUAUGCUCAGAGGUUUCCAAGAUGGCGAAGAAAACGCAGGCAGAGAAAACGGUGCAGAACGACGAGACCGCGAAGGCCAACGACGAUCCGAUGAACGACGAUGAAGAGCCUAAUUUCAGCGAUCCCGAGGGCUUCGUCGACGAUAUCACCGACGAGGAAUUGCUUGGUGAUAUCUUGAAGCAAAAGCCUUCAGAAACAGAUGGAGUGGAGUCUGUGAUUGUUGUGGACAAUGUGCCUCGAGUGGAACCUGACAAGUUGGAGAAGCUUCAAUCUGUCAUUAACAAAGUGCUUGGAAAGUUUGGCACGAUAGUCAAUCAGUACUAUCCAAUGAAUGAGAGCGAUGGCAAGACUAAAGGAUACAUCUUUCUGGAAUACACCAAUCACUUGAAUGCACUGACCGCGGUCAAAUCCACCAAUAAUUACAAGAUUGAUAAGUCUCACACAUUCAAAGUUAAUCUUUUUACGGAUUUCAAGAAGUUUGAGGACAUUCCUGAGGAUUGGGAGCCACCAAAGGCACAGCCCUUUAAGUCAGCUAGCGACUUGCACUAUCAUUUGUUGGAGCCGGAUGCUUAUGAUCAAUUCUGCGUUCUUUGUGGCAAUGGAGCAGGAGUGUCUGUGCAGAUCUGGCAAAACUCUGCGCCAGAGCCUACUCUGCUUGAAGAACGUAACCGCUGGACAGAGACGUAUGUGAAAUGGUCACCACUAGGUACGUAUCUAUCCACAUUCCACAAGCUGGGCGUUGCGCUGUGGGGUGGCCCUCAGUUCACCCAACAGGCCAGAUUCAGCCAGCGAGGUGUUGAAUGCAUUGACUAUUCGCCCUGCGAGCGUUACCUAGUCACCUACACUCCACGCACCGAUCUCGGACAGGAUCAGAAGCGCCUUGUGAUUUGGGACAUUUUGUCGAGCCAGGAAAAACGAUCGUUCUUCCCUGAUGGAUCUUCCGUUUGGCCAAUCUUCCGUUGGUCGCACGAUGAUAAAUAUCUAGCGCGUAUGGGAGAGGAUGUUCUUAGUGUUUAUGAGACUCCAUCGUUCGGUCUGCUGGACAAGAAGAGCAUCAAAAUUCCAGGGAUCAGAGAUUUCAGUUGGUCCCCGACGGACAACAUUCUUGCUUAUUGGGUGCCAGAAGACAAAGAUGUCCCCGCGAGAGUAACUUUGCUCGAAAUUCCCAACCGCAAUGAAAUAAGAAAUAAAAAUUUAUUCAAUGUGGCCGACUGCAAAAUCUUCUGGCAAAAGUCUGGUGACUACUUGUGCGUGAAAGUCGAUCGCUUUGCCAAACGUAAGGAAAAGACAGAGCAAAAAUACACGGGCAUGUCAUACAACUUCGAAAUCUUCCACAUGAGAGAGAAACAAAUUCCCGUGGACAGUGUGGAGAUAAAGGAGCCGAUUCAUGCUUUUGCAUGGGAACCAGUUGGCAGCAAAUUUGCCAUCAUUCACGGGGAGAUACCCACCGUGAAUGUCAGCUUCUACGAAGUGCGAUACGGCCAUCAGCCCGCCCUUCUCAAAAGAUUGGAGAAAAAAGCUUGUAAUCACCUGUUCUGGUCGCCGUCGGGUCAAUUCAUCGUCCUUGCCGGCCUGACGACGAUGGCUGGCGCUCUGGAGUUUAUCGACACGAACGAUUUCACUAUUAUGAACUCCACCGAUCAUUAUCAAACCUCAGAUGUGGAAUGGGACCCGACUGGCAGGUACGUCGUCACGGCAGUGUCUAGCUGGAAGACCAGCGUUGACAAUGGUUACUGGAUAUGGACGUUCCAGGGCCGUAUUUUGAAAAGAGUCAAUUUGAACGCGUUUAACCAGUUGUUGUGGCGUCCGCGAUCUCCGACUCUGCUCACCGCAGAUCAAAUUAAGGAAAUAAAAAAGAACUUGAAGAAAUACUCGGCGCAGUUCGAGAGCAAAGAUCGCAUGCGACUGACGCGUGCUUCAAAGGAAUUAAUCGAGAAACGUUGCUUGUUGAUGAAAGCAUUCGAAGAAUAUCGCACGAAACGUGUUGAAGAAUGGAACAAUCAGAAGAAACGUCGACUAGAGUUGCGUUGCAAUAUUGAUACCGAUGAGCUGGACUCAGAUUCGAAGAAUGUAGAGGAAGAAGUUGUUGAAUUUUUCGUCAAAGAGGAUACAUUCGUGAUUGACGACAAAUAAACUUUCCUUCCUCCAACAAUUGUUAAUCGCCGCGUCGGUUGCCGGUCUUGGAAAUCUCUAAAGUGUGAAACAGUGGUUUGUAAAGUGUCGCGAUAUUGAUUGUCGCAGCAAUUGUGAAUAUUGCUGCAAUUUAUUCUUAAUUCGUGAACCAUGAGUGGCAACAGACAAUCAAUCUUGUAUUGUUAUUGCUACUACUAUUAUUACUACCGCUAUCGAUAUUGUUAUUAUUUCGUCCGAAUUAAAUCAAUUUUUACAUAUUCGAUGCCGCACAAGAAGCGCUGGCAUCAUAGCAACAUUGAAUUUUAUCACAUACCCUACAGAAUAGCACACGAGAAAACAAUCGCGUCACUGAUUUCACAACUUCUGCCGGUGAACUUACAAAAUAAAAUGCUAAUUUAUUACUUA